AUGCCGGGGGCCCGCGCCAGCUGGGCUGGGGUGCCGCUGCCUGCCCCCGCUGGCCGCGGUGGCCCGCCGCCUGCUGCGCAGGCGGCCCGCACGGCGGCGCCCACGCUGCUGACGCAGCAGCGGCGCGCGCAGGACGGGCGCGGGGAGGCGGGCGGGCUCCACGCGAAGACGGCGUGGGACUCGCGCCCGCCGCGGGGCGCCGCGGAGCCCGCGGCCGAUGGAGGCAAAGGCGCCAUCUCCCUGCUCCAGGAGUUCGUGCAGUGUACGAAGACCUGCAGCGGCCCGCAGGACCGCCCGGUGCUGCAGUGGAGCUUCCAGCAGCGCGCCAGCGCCGGACCGCUCGAGUUCUGCGCGACGGUGGCCCUCGUGCUCGACGGGGUGCCGCACCACGUGAUGGGCGCGUGGCACGCGUCGAAGAAGGCCGCCCAGCGCGACGCGGCGGACCGCGCCCUCGCAUACUUCGUGGGCGCGUGGGGCCAGGCGCUGCAGCGGCAGGCGCUGGGGCCAGAGGCCGACAAGGCCCGCCCCCCUGCCUCCCCGGCGGGCGAGCGGCGGGACCGUGCACCUCUCCGCGCGGCCGCGGGGGGCGAGCGGCGGGCCCUGGAGGAGCACUGCGCCUACGAGGGCGGCCCGUGCGGCGGC
Messenger RNA from Prorocentrum cordatum, 642 nucleotides. Lineage: Eukaryota; Dinophyceae; Prorocentrales; Prorocentraceae. The record is from the annotation of a GenBank genome assembly.